This is a messenger RNA of Saccharomyces paradoxus, 813 nucleotides long. RefSeq names its product Mte1p (gene MTE1). Bases 1 to 813 code for a protein of 270 amino acids. Gene Ontology annotation, biological process: double-strand break repair. Lineage: Eukaryota; Fungi; Ascomycota; Saccharomycetes; Saccharomycetales; Saccharomycetaceae. The record is from RefSeq and is a predicted model, not a curated record. Gene Ontology annotation, cellular component: nucleus; site of double-strand break. The transcript has a single exon.
AUGCUCUCGCAUAUCGUUGAGUAUGAAUGCCAAUAUACUGAUCAACUUUACAAGAAACGUAAAGUCUGGCACGAUGGGAGAUUGAAGUAUUUUCAGAUAAACAACAGAUUCAUGCUAUAUACAGAAAAGGAUAACGUUUUGUUAGCUAGUGAGUUCAAGAUAAAUUCAAAAGAGCUGAAGGCGAUUUUAAAUCCAGAAGGUUUCGAUAUUGAAGAACAUAGGAUUUUUAGUCAGUUUUUGGUGAUUAUUUCAAAUAUUAUUGAAGAGUACGAUAGAGAUAUUCAAGUAGCAGCAUCACACGUUAGAACAGAUCCUAUGAAUCUAUCGGUACAAAAACAACGGCCUCUUAUCUCAGAUAGUGCACCUAGUAUGAAUCAUAUUUCAACUGCGAGAGAAAUUCAUUCAAAUACAAAAGUCACAACUUCUAAACAUAGGCAAAAGGAGGAUAGUAAUACCGAAGGAGGAUUCAACAUUAGCAAGCUUACUUUGAAGGUCAAUAAGCCUUUCAAGAAGCCCAAAAGAAUAUUAAGCACUGAUGUGGUAAAUGAACUAAAUAGACCGAGUAUAAGGAAUCAAAGGAUCCAAGAAACAACACCACAACUGCACGCGGCAAAUACUGGUAAAAUAGCGCACACAGUCCCAAAAGUGGUGCAGGAUAAUAGUAUUGCACAAUAUGAACAUAUCACAAUUACUGAAGAAUUUAAAGUCAAAGAUGAUCCCGACCAAGAAAGAGAAAUGGCAGAAGUAUCCAAGAGUGGUAUUAAGAGGGUGGGCAGGAUAAGAAAAAUUGUUCAUAAGCCCCUCAGCAUUUGA